Molecule: messenger RNA, 1041 nt
Organism: Aricia agestis (brown argus)
Lineage: Eukaryota; Metazoa; Arthropoda; Insecta; Lepidoptera; Lycaenidae
Product: serine protease snake-like
Exons: 1
Coding region: 63-980 (305 amino acids)
Biological process (GO): proteolysis
Molecular function (GO): serine-type endopeptidase activity
Source: RefSeq, a predicted model, not a curated record
UUAGUCGUAAUGCUAACGCACUGCCCGGCGGUGGGGCCAGCUAUUUAAAGAUUUUAUGGGAAAUGUUGAUCGAUGCAAAAACGUGCAUCUACUUGUCCACCCUCAUCGCAUGCUUGGCUGCGGUGGGAGAAAAGGCGUUCGAGGCCUGUAAAAACUAUGGAACGUCCAUGCUGGAGUGUCAGAACAUCCUGCAUCCAGCGUCUAGGGUGAGGAUGCCGAUCGACCUUCUUCUGUACCCCCACAUGGUGCUGAUAGGGUUCAGGAAGGACGAGACGAAGCAGCCCGCGUGGAAGUGCGGCGCGUCACUCGUAAGCCCGAGUUGGGUGCUGACGGCGGCGCACUGCAAGGAGGACGCGGAGGACGGGCCAGCUAGCGUUCUAAAAAUUGGCGUCGCCACCUUCGAAUUUGACGAGGUGGAAGAUUUGGAGCAGGAGCGGCGAGUAGCUCAGGUAGUCCUGCAUCCUGACUACAAACCUCCGUCCAAAUACCACGACAUCGCGUUGAUGCGAAGCGAUCGCGAUUUCCAACUGAGCAGGGACAUCAGAAUAGCCUGUUUGGAUUUAAGCGAUACACUUCCCGCAGCCAAAUUGACGGCGAUCGGGUUCGGGACCACAGUAUCGGGCUUAUCGAAUACCAGCCAAACUUUAAUGAAAGUGGACGUCGACGUCGUCGAUAACGCGAUUUGCAAUCGAUCGAUGAAAAUUCUGAUCCGUCGGAAGGUUCUGGAGCGGGGCAUAUUGGAAGAUCAGCUCUGCGCGGGGGAUUACCACAACGGAGGAAAGGAUACCUGCCAGGGGGAUUCGGGGGGGCCCCUGCAGGUAAUGGAGGAGGCAGUGGAUUGUAAAAGAACGUUCCCUUUACACAGAAUUAUUGGUAUCACCUCCUUUGGGAGGGAUUGCGGAAGAAAAAUGGCGCCCGGCGUUUACACAAGAGUAUCGAAAUAUAUUGAGUGGAUCGAGAGCGUGGUGUGGCCGGGCUGAUGUUACGAGCUACUUCCCGGAAUAUUCUUCACAUAAUAUUAUGUAUCAAGACAUUUUAUUA